Messenger RNA from Penicillium macrosclerotiorum, 678 nucleotides. RefSeq lists its product as uncharacterized. Lineage: Eukaryota; Fungi; Ascomycota; Eurotiomycetes; Eurotiales; Aspergillaceae. The record is from RefSeq and is a predicted model, not a curated record. Bases 1 to 678 code for a protein of 225 amino acids. The transcript is spliced from 2 exons.
AUGGGUCUUAUCAGCCGUGUCUUGAAGGUGUCUGCCGCCGGCACCGCUGCCACGGUCGGAGUUUUCUUCGGAGCUACACGUAAUGACGUCUUCCAGCCCAUGGACACCUCCGAUCCCAUCUUCUCCUCGCCUUUCUUCCAGAAAUUCAACCCCAAUCGCAACCCGACCCUGCACGACUUAUGUGUGCGCCAGGUCCCCCUGGAUAAAAUUGACCCGGCUCUGCUGGAGAAGAAGGGCAAGCUGGUGGAGGCAUUCUGCGCUGGGGUCUGGGGCGGCAUGGGCUAUAUUCCCCAGCGCGCCUAUCUCGCUCAAAAGUACCAGGGUCCUGAGACCGCCACCAACCUCUGGGAGCGCAAGGAUCUGCUCGCCAGCAGCUAUGAGGUUGGAACCGUGAUUACCGACCACUUCGAAGUCCUCGAGAAGACUGACGACCGUAUCACCGUGCGCUGCGGUGCUUCCCCUCGCGAGCGUGAUGUCCGCCCCUCCGAUGGCCUGUUUGAGAUCGGCGCAGUGGUCAAGCAGGAGGAAAACGUGGCUGAGUUCACUCUCAAGAGCUGCUUCUACCAGGGCCUGGGCAAGGCUGAGGCAGCACCGAUGGGUCCCGUGAUGACCUGGCUGCACCAACAAUACACCAAGCUGUGGCUCGAGACUGCGAUCCUGAAGAACUGUAUGAAAUGA